AUGAAAUUCCCAAUUGAAACCCCGAGGAAACAAGUUAACUGGGACCCCGAACAAGUGGCGGUCCAGAGCAACUUGGUACCUCCCAAGAAGGCCCAACCAGGCAUGGUGAAGUCCACCCUGGUCCAGGCCAGCGUGGCCACCAUGCAGAACCCAAUGGGCUGCGAGCCGAAAGCCAACGGCCACUGUGCCCUGCCUCGCCUGUCCAUCUCGUCGCGCUCGGCCAGCGUGGUGGCCAGCAUGGACGCCAGCUGCGACGGCUCGCUUGCGGCGCUACACUCGGUCAUGAAGUGGAAGACGGUGCUGGCCGUCUUCAUCGUGGUGGUCCUGUACUUGGUGUGCGGUGGUCUGGCUUUCAGGGCACUGGAGCAGCCGUUCGAGAGCGACCAAAAGACCAGCAUCACCCUGGAGAAGGCUUCCUUCCUAUCGAGACACCCAUGUGUUACCCCUGAUGAGCUAGAAGCUCUUAUCAAGCAUUCCAUCGAUGCCGUGAGUGCUGGUGUGAGUCCUUUAGGAGACACAUCCUACAACUCCAGUUACUGGGACCUGGGCAGCGCUUUCUUCUUCGCCGGAACUGUCAUCACUACCAUCGGUUAUGGAAACAUCGCUCCCAGUACAGAGGGCGGCAAGAUCUUUUGCAUCCUUUAUGCCAUUUUCGGCAUUCCUCUGUUUGGCUUCCUGUUGGCUGGGAUUGGAGAUCAGCUGGGCACCAUCUUUGUGAAAAGUAUUUUGAGAGUAGAGAAAAUCUUUAGGCAAAAACACAAACAGAUCAGCCAGACAAAGAUCCGGGUGACAUCAACCAUCCUCUUUAUUUUUGCUGGUUGCAUCGUCUUCGUCACUGUCCCGGCUGUCAUUUUUAAACACAUCGAGGGCUGGACUACGCUGGAGGCCAUCUACUUUGUUGUCAUCACUCUCACCACAGUGGGGAUCGGCGACUAUGUGGCUGGCGGAAACCGCAGGAUUGACUACAUGAAGUGGUACAAGCCACUGGUGUGGUUCUGGAUCCUGGUGGGCUUGGCUUAUUUUGCGGCUGUCCUCAGCAUGAUUGGAGACUGGCUUCGAGUGUUGUCAAAGAAAACCAAAGAAGAGGUUGGAGAAUUUAAAGCUCAUGCAGCUGAAUGGAAGGCGAACGUUCGUGCUGAAUUCAGGGAGACGCGGCGGCGUCUGAGCGUCGAGAUCCAUGACAAGUUGCAGCGGGCUGCCACCAUCCGAAGCAUGGAGCGCCGCCAGCUCGGCCUGGAGCAGCGGGCGCACUCUUUGGACAUGCUUUCCCCAGAGAAGAGGGCAGUUUUUGCCAGCCUAGAUGCUGGCCGUUUCAAGACUUCGUCCCAGGAGAGCAUCGACACCAAGCUGAACAACCUCCGCCUGAAAGGCGCAUGCGAGCCCUAUGAGCACCGCUGUGGCGAGCAGACGCAGCAGACGGCGUCCUCUUCGGAGGAGAACCUCUUCAACCUGCGCUUUGGCUCACUCACUAAGUUGGGCAGGCGCAGCAAGAACCGCGAGAUCCGGAGGAACAUCCCUGGGGACUCUCGACGGGCCAGCGUCAGCGUGAGCAACGGGAACGUUAUGGUUGAUGAAGAGCGGGGCGAAGGAGUGGAAGAAGAUGGUGAGCUAGAUGAGGAAAAUCAGGAGAGGAAAGAGAGGAACACUAGUUUGACAAACCUGUCUCAGUAUUCUAUGGAGCGCUCAAAGUUGAACGGACGUAUUCCAGAGCUAUCUAAACACCAGAACGAUUAG
Messenger RNA from Nerophis lumbriciformis (worm pipefish), 1734 nucleotides. Lineage: Eukaryota; Metazoa; Chordata; Actinopteri; Syngnathiformes; Syngnathidae. The record is from RefSeq and is a predicted model, not a curated record.